AUGAAGGUGACGGGCUGGGCAGCCCUCGCAAUCGCUCUGAGCAGCGGCCUCGUGCACGGUCAGAGGAUUAUCAAGCGACCUACGACUUCACUUCAGCCGAAGGCGUCUUCCGAGCGUUCGCCAUCGAAGAGAACAGAAUUCUCUCGCGACAAUGUUCUCACAGACAUCAAGAUGGUCUGCUACUAUUCGAAUUGGGCGGUCUACCGACCCGGUCUUGCGAAAUUCACUCCGCAAAACAUCAAUCCGUUCCUGUGUUCCCAUCUCAUCUACGCUUUCGCCGGUUUCAACAAGAAGUGGGAGUUGAAGCCGUUCGACCCGUACAACGACAUAGAGCAGGGAAACUACAAAAAGUUCGUUGGUUUAAAACAAUACAACCCCGCGCUCAAGACCAUGGUAGCAGUCGGUGGUUGGAAUGAGGGCUCGAAGCGUUUCACCGAGAUGGUGGAAGACGAAGGAAAUCGUCAGGCUUUCGUGCGGAGUGCAGUCAAGUUCUGCCGGACUCAUGGAUUUGACGGUCUCGAUCUCGAUUGGGAGUAUCCGACAUUCAGAGAUGGGGGAAGACCCGAAGAUCGUGAAGGCUACGCUCUGCUCAUCAAGGAGCUCAGGGAAGCGUUCGAUGCCGAAAAAACGAAUGGAAAAGAACGCCUCCUUCUAUCGGUCGCUGUACCGGCAGGAAAAGAUUACAUCGACCAAGGUUUCGAUGUGCAGACAAUUUCGAAAUACGCGGACUUCUUGAACGUGCUCACUUACGACUAUCACACGGCGUUUGAGCCUACGACCAAUCACCACGCUCCCCUCAAAGCCCGGAGCGACGUGAAGGAGUGGGACGACGAGAAUACCUUGAAUGUCGAUUGGACGGUGAACUAUUACUUGAAGAAAGGCGCCCCGGCGAAAAAACUGAUUCUGGGCAUUCCGACUUAUGGUAGAUCGUACACGUUGACAAAUGUCGAUGAUGCCGAUCUCGACGCACCGGCGGACGGACCCGGGGAGCAGGGCGAAGCCACCCGAGAGAAGGGCUAUCUCGCGUACUAUGAGAUCUGUCAGGCAGUCAAUGAGAAAGGUUGGGAACUGAUCCGACCCCACGAAGGCAUCAUGGGUCCGAUGGCCAUCAAAGGAACACAAUGGGUCGGUUUCGACGAUGAGAUAAUGAUCGCGAACAAAGUCAAGUACAUCAAGGAGAAAGGUUUGGGUGGAGCCAUGGUCUGGACUCUGGACAACGACGAUUUUAGAGGCUCUUGUGGAGGAGGGGAGUCGCCCCUGAUCAGUGCACUGCGGGAGCACCUUCUCGAAGCUGAGAGCUCCUCAGUGCGACCGAGGAUCGCCAGCGCUCCAGAAGAGAAAAAAGAAUCUUCCAGAAGCAGUCGAACCAAGACAAAGACGGCAGUCACGACGACCAAAGCUCCGAAAGGUGAUGGAAAAUCAUGUCUCCCAGUGCAAACUAGAAAUUGAACGAUAGACACAGCCGACGAGUUUUCAACAUAAGGAAUAUGUCUUUCAGAAACUGGCCUUCUGUUCACGACCCCAGAACCACCAACGACCCCCGAUCCUGGAAUGCCAUUCGAAUGCGAGGACGAAGGAUUCUUCCCGAACGAAAAGGAUUGCAGGAAAUAUUUCUGGUGUUUGGACUCUGGUCCCGCUGAUUUGGGGAUCGUGGCCCACACUUUCACUUGCCCGAGCAAUCUCCAUUUCAACCCCAAGACAGAGUCGUGCGAUUUCAAGGAAAGGGUCAAAUGCAAAGGGGACAAGAGCAAAAAGAAGUCAAAAAGUAAAUCGAAGACUACCACCACGACCGCCGAGCCUGAGGAGGAAGAAACCACAACGACGGCGAAACCAUCGAGCAGGCGUUCAAAGUCUCGCACGUCGUCCCGAACCACCCUCCGGACCACAACUACUACUUCCACCUCACCCACAAGUACUACUCCAGCUCCCAGUGCCACAACUAAGGCGUUCUCCACGAAGCGUAGAACUAACCAGAGAAAAUUAACCACAACGACCCCCGCGCCAAUUGACGAUGACGAGGACUACGAAGAGGUCGAACAAACUCUCGAACCAACCGAGAAACCCUCGAGCGGAACCCGGAGGCAGCAGAGGAAACAGGAACCCAAAAAGGACGACAGCAUCGCAGAACUGGUGAAGCUCCUCAAGGACCAUCUGAAAGACAACAGAAACGAUGGAACGCCCCCUCCUCCCGCCCAAGCCAGUCAAGUCCGGGGACUUCCGCCGCAGGUCGGCUUCCAGACCCAGUCUAACCUCCAAGCACAAGCUUUCAUCGAUCCCCAGCAGACACCUGUCGAGCCCGGAACCAACAUCCGAAGACCCGCGCAAGCUCAUUACCAGGAGCCCGUCCCUCUCUUCCAACAGUACGCCAACCCAUCGGGUCGCCAGACGCAGCCCGACGCGAAUCUGAACGUCUACGUGGCGCCCAUCCGCCAAGCACAGCCUCCACCUGAAGACGCGAUCAGUCCAUUCCAGUUCAGCUACGUCGAUCCUAAGGAUCGCCCCCUGGCUGAAAACCACAGGCAACCUCGUCGCGAAUCCGAUGGCCAAGUGAGCGCCCCGCCCCAGAACCCUGAAGAUCCUUCGAAUCGCAAGAAGAAGAGGAAGCCGCAGCUCGACAACCCGCUCGCCCGUGCACCUUACAACGAGGACCGUUUCGAUCUUGGCGGGGUACCGGCUUUCGGCUUCUCCGAGGGAAGUGCCAGGAACCUCCCCGAGGAGAAACCGGCGCCUACCCCGUCGACUGAAGCUCCUGCACCGAGGAACGAUGAGCCUGAGUUCGUCUUCGAUGAACCCCUGCCAUCGUUCGCGUUCUCCGAAGCUCGGAAUCGGGCCGAUCCCAAGGACUCUCCGAAAUCCACGAACUCGGCGUUUUUGUACAAUAGCCCAGAUAGGACUUCGUCGACCUCCAGACGCGCGACGACGGAAUCGCCGUUCGACGAGCCGCAUCAGCGUCAAUCGAGACCGCCUCCGCCAUUUGCUGCGGACGAGCGCAGCGUGAAUCGACAACCGAUCCAAUUCGAAUACCAGACUCCCCAACGAGACACGUCGAGGCCUCCUCCGCCUACUUUCACCUACAACGAUCCACCACCGCGGGAGACGAGACCUCGAGAGAACACUUUCACCUACAACGAUCCUCCGCAACGAUCUACUGCGCCCUUCGAUGAUAGACGGGACGUGACUCCUCCUCAAAACACUCUUCCCCGUCAAGCAUCGCCGCAAUUCGAGUACCAGACGCCAGCGCGAACCCCGCAAGCCGCAGCGUUCAACUACGAGGCACCACAACGGAGAGUACCCCAAGAUACUCAUUCCAACUUCAAUUACGACGUACCUCAGCACACCUCGUCGACGAGCUUCAACUAUGACGCACCUCAGCGGGUCUCUCAGCAAAAUCAAUUCCAGUACGAUUCUCCUCAGCGGUCGCAAACCAAUCCCUCGCAGGCCGUACUUCUCGAUACUCUAGUUCCGGACCCGAGCUCCGGUCAUGACGAAGGCCGAAACGUCAGACGCAGGAAGACUUCGGAGUCGAAUACCGCUGCGUUCACCGCCCCGAGGACAGUCCCGACCACCGUCGCGGUGAGAACCACGACCGCCCUACCCCCACCCCUGGAAGACGAUGACGAUUACUACUAUGACUAUUACGAUGACGUCACCCCUGCCCCAACUUCUAGGCCGACGGUGCCGCCCCAGACCCAGAGAGCGACCGUGGCCUUCACGACGGCUAGACCUUACGUCGCCGUCACAUACCGACCACAAUCGACGUAUAGACCAGAUCCUCCAACUUCUCCCAGAAGGGCGGUCGUCAUAACUACGCCGCGCCCUUCUAGAAGACCAGUGGUAACCGAAGAACCAACAAACGAUCCUUACGCGCCGGCUCUGAUCGUCAUCGAUAAGGACACGGUCGACUGUAACAAACGAGGUGUUUUCAUCCACCCCAACGACUGCACGAAAUUCGUCGUCUGCGCACCCGGAAAGAACGGACUCAAAGGCUUCGUACACAAUUGUCCCGCAGACACCAUCUACAUCACUAAUCUUGGCAGAUGUCUUCGUGGAAACCGCAACACCUGCACGAGGAAAUGA
Galendromus occidentalis (western predatory mite) is the source of this 4077-nucleotide messenger RNA. RefSeq names its product flocculation protein FLO11-like. Gene Ontology annotation, molecular function: chitin binding; chitinase activity. Gene Ontology annotation, cellular component: extracellular region. Gene Ontology annotation, biological process: carbohydrate metabolic process; chitin catabolic process. The record is from RefSeq and is a predicted model, not a curated record. The transcript is spliced from 6 exons. NCBI's taxonomy places the organism in Eukaryota, Metazoa, Arthropoda, Arachnida, Mesostigmata, Phytoseiidae.